This is a messenger RNA of Hypanus sabinus (Atlantic stingray), 1413 nucleotides long. RefSeq lists its product as uncharacterized. The coding region runs from base 132 to 1406 and encodes 424 amino acids. Gene Ontology annotation, biological process: regulation of RNA metabolic process; regulation of gene expression. The transcript is spliced from 13 exons. Gene Ontology annotation, cellular component: cytoplasm; nucleus. Gene Ontology annotation, molecular function: mRNA binding. NCBI's taxonomy places the organism in Eukaryota, Metazoa, Chordata, Chondrichthyes, Myliobatiformes, Dasyatidae. The record is from RefSeq and is a predicted model, not a curated record.
CAAACUUUUACCUGCGAAGCACUUGCACAAAUGGUCCCCUCUUCACAACAGAAGAAAUAUUUUAAGAGUUUCACGAACAAAAGUCAUAAGUUGCAGUAUUUUCUCGUACUUUCCCGAGUUGAAAGAGCAGAAUGACUACAUCAGACUCCAAGGUGGCUGAAGGGGGACUCAGUGUCACUCUUACUAUUCGCCUACUCAUGCAUGGAAAGGAAGUUGGAAGCAUCAUUGGAAAGAAAGGAGAGACAGUGAAAAAGAUGAGGGAGGAGACUAGUGCAAGAAUCAACAUUUCAGAGGGAUCUUGUCCAGAACGCAUUGUAACAAUAACAGGCCCAACAGAUACCAUUUUUAAGGCCUUUUCGAUGAUAGCAAACAAAUUUGAAGAGGAUGUAAAUGCUUCAAUGACAAGUAGUCCAGUGGCAAGCAAACCGCCUGUGACAUUACGCCUGGUUGUUCCAGCAAGCCAAUGUGGCUCUCUCAUAGGCAAAGGUGGUUCAAAGAUCAAAGAAAUACGUGAGACCACAGGUGCCCAGGUGCAGGUAGCAGGUGAUAUGCUUCCAAACUCCACAGAGCGGACAGUUACUAUUUCUGGCACACCAGAUGCGAUCGUUCAAUGUGUGAAACAGAUCUGUGUGGUGAUGCUUGAGUCCCCACCCAAAGGUGCCACCAUUCCCUAUCGCCCAAAGCCUGCCUCUGCACCCGUCAUAUUUGCAGGUGGCCAGGCAUACACAGUUCAGGGACAGUAUGCAAUUCCUCAUCCAGACUUGACCAAGCUUCACCAGUUGGCUAUGCAGCAUACCCCUUUUACUCCCCUUGGGCAGACCACCCCUGGUUUCCCUGGACUGGAUGCUACAGCUCAGAGCAGUUCCCAGGAGCUGACUGUUCCAAAUGAUUUAAUAGGAUGUAUUAUUGGCAGACAAGGGAGCAAAAUAAAUGAAAUUAGACAGAUGUCAGGAGCACAAAUCAAAAUUGCAAAUGCAACAGAAGGUUCCACAGAGCGACAGAUCACCAUCACAGGAUCUCCUGCCAAUAUUAGCCUGGCACAGUACCUUAUAAAUGCAAGCUUAGAGAUGGCUAAAGUCAGCACCCAGACUGCUUCCGUCAUCAACCCUGUUGACCUGAACAUGAACCUCUCUCAGUCUGCUCCCCCUUCCUCCACCCCCACCUCUGUGGCUGUUUUAGCAGCGACAGCAGCUGCUUCUGUGGUAAAUGUGAACAUCCCUUCCCCUUUACCAACACCCAACUAUGCUGUACCUGUCUCCAAUCUGCUUGGCAUGAGAACUGUUCCACUCUUGGCACUUAAUGCCGCUGCUGCUGCAGGGACCACAGAUGUAUCUGCUUAUUCUCCCAAAGUUCCAUCGGCGAGCGGUGUUAAGAAAUGUGGUCGGCAGAAGUUUGCUCCAUAUUGAAGGAAUG